GCAAAAAAGCAUGCUGGACUGCUUAUAGCUCUGCAUACAAAACACAUAGCAACAAACACAUUGCAGGCUUAAUACUGUAGUUCGACAGUAAAUACAUGACACAUAAUUACGUAAUUUCCUCACUCAUCCUCAGUAACAUACAUAAAUAUCAGUACAAACAUUGUACGUUAUAUUAAAGCACAGUAUUGAUCAUGAUAACGAUGUGUUUGUAUUUUUUGUCCAGAAAAUAACCAAGCUUAAACUGACGUGGUUAUACAUAUAUUUGGCAUAAUAUUCGUUGCAAUCUCCAACUCCAGUGGAACGGAUGAUUGAUUCACCUUUAUUUAUAAAGUGACCACUAAAACUUAAAAAUAUUUCAUCAAUUGACCAACAACAAAAAUUAAGUUUAAUUUAAGUUGAGAAUUUUUUUGUCUGUUUUAGCAUUGUAUAAAGUGUACUUUAACCAGUAUAUUUCCUUGCAAAAAUCGUGCCUCAGUUUACUUUUCACACAGAAAUAAAUAAAAGUGUGAUAUAUAUUACAUUGCAAAAAUAUUUCCUCGCAAAUAAAUUUCCUCGCAAAAAGCGUGUCUCAUUUUACAUUAUAUUACACAAAUAACUAAAAGUGUACCACCACAUAUAUUUCCUUGAAAAAAAAUUUAUUUGCAAAAAUCGUACCUCGUUUUACUUUACAUACCUGUACACAUAAAAGAGUGCUAAAUUUCCUUGCAAAAAUACAAAUAUCCCCUCGCAAAAAUAAUGGGCAUCCUCCUCAUCUUGGCCGGACUUGUGGUUCUUCUCGUCCUCCUUUGGCAAUGGCACUAUCACAAGAAUAAGGUCUACUUUGAGUCUAAGCGGAUUCCCUACCGGGGAAACGGUAUCUUCCGCGUGGUCCUUAAUUCCUUCAAGGGGCUCAGCAUCCUAGACGACGUCAUCUCCUCGUAUAAAAGAGAUAAGGCGGAAAAUGCCUUGGUCACGGGAAACAAUGAUUUUGGCGUGAUCACGCUCGGAAUCCAGGACCCUGACUUGCUCAAAGCCAUCCUCGUCAAGGAUUUCGACCAUUUCGCGGAUCGCAGGAUGUUCAGCGCCCCCAAGAAUGACUACCUUUUCAAGAAAAUGCUAUUCUUUCAAAAAGGCGAACAAUGGAAAGCGUUACGAUCAAAAUUAAGCCCGACCUUCACCACGGGCAAAAUCAAACGGCUCUUUUCCCUGUUUGACCAAAGCGGGAAAAAAUUGGUGAAAUACGUCGAGCAAGAAAUUGGCGGGAACGGGGAUGGCGGGGAAUUUGACAUAAUUGAGGCCUACUCCAAAUUCACGAUGGACAUUAUCGCCUCCUCCGUUUGUGGUAUCGACUCGCACGCCUUUGAUCAAAAGGAACCCUCCUUCUUUGAAAAGAUGGGACAGAAAAUGCAGCUAAGUUUCGAUGGAUUUACAUUGCUCAAAAUUAUCGUAAUCUCGCUAUCUACCACGAUAGGAGACUUUUUUGGCUUUUCGUUCUUCGCGAGAGACGUCCAAGAUUUUUUCUCCGUCGCGAUCAAAUCCUCGAUUCACGAUCGCCAAGUCAAAAACGAGAAGCGGAACGACUUCAUUCAAUUGAUGCUCGAGGCGCGGGAGGACAAGUUGAAAAUCGAGGACCACGAAUUGGACCGCUUUGAGCGGGACGCCAUCAUCAAAACCGAGACGACGACGGACAAAGCGUCCACGGCGGAACUUCUGGAUGACGACGGGAUCGUGGCGAAUGCCGUGUUGUUCAUGCUGGCCGGAUACGACACGACCCAGUCGCUCCUCAUUUUCGUAGCGUACGCGCUCGCACUCUAUCCAGACAUUCAGGACAAAUUGAGAACGGAAAUUGACCAAGUUCUGGAAGAAAAUGGGGGCGAAUUUAGUUAUGAUUCGUUAAAUAAGAUGACUUAUCUCGACAUGGUUAUCAAUGAAACGCUGCGCUUCUACCCGCCCGCGACUGUGACGGAUCGUGGGUGCACGAAGGACUACAAAAUUCCGGGGACCGAGUUUAUCCUAAAGAAAGGGCAAGGUCUUAUCAUUCCGAUUUACGGACUGCAUCACGACGCCGACUAUUUCCCAGAACCUGAAAAAUUCGAUCCUGAACGAUUCUCGGCAGAAAAUAAAGCAAAAAUCAAUCAAUAUGCAUAUCUUCCGUUUGGUGGGGGUCCCAGAAAUUGCAUCGGGAUGCGGUUUGCCCUGGCCGAGGUGAAAGUCGCGAUUUCCCAUUUGGUCCACAACUUUAGGAUCGAACCAUCCAAGAAAACACUCAUUCCGAUGAAAUUUUCGAAAUCAAAUUCUCUCAAACCACAAGGCGGCAUGUUUCUUGGUCUCCACAAAAUCCAGCAUUAACCAAUUUACACAAAUGCAAUUUUAUGUUAUUAAGAUAAUCUCCAUUCUACAUGUGUAAAUAAAUUUACGGCUUCUUUCAUUUAUCCUUACAUAAGAA
Folsomia candida is the source of this 2425-nucleotide messenger RNA. Its product is annotated as cytochrome P450 9e2. Gene Ontology annotation, molecular function: monooxygenase activity; iron ion binding; oxidoreductase activity, acting on paired donors, with incorporation or reduction of molecular oxygen. Bases 736 to 2328 code for a protein of 530 amino acids. Lineage: Eukaryota; Metazoa; Arthropoda; Collembola; Entomobryomorpha; Isotomidae. The transcript is spliced from 5 exons. The record is from RefSeq and is a predicted model, not a curated record.